Molecule: messenger RNA, 2260 nt
Organism: Fundulus heteroclitus (mummichog)
Lineage: Eukaryota; Metazoa; Chordata; Actinopteri; Cyprinodontiformes; Fundulidae
Gene: lipf
Product: lipase, gastric
Exons: 10
Coding region: 23-1225 (400 amino acids)
Molecular function (GO): hydrolase activity, acting on ester bonds
Source: RefSeq, a predicted model, not a curated record
UGUGACUCUGUUCCAGAUCACGAUGUGGAUUUGGGUGUGCACGUUGUUUCUCUCCACUCUCAUCCACGGCGGCUGGACCGUUCAUGGUGAAUGGCGCUCUGAUGAACCACACUGGAAAUUGGACCCUGAAGUGGACAUGAACAUUACGGAGAUCAUUCAGAGGUGGGGUUACCCUGCAGAGGACCACGAGGUUGUGACAGAGGACGGCUACAUCCUGACGGUCAACAGGAUCCCUCAUGGACUCAAACACACACCAAGCCCGAAGCCAGCAGUCUUCCUGCAGCAUGGACUCCUGGCUGCCGGCAGUAACUGGAUCACCAACCUUCCCAACUCCAGUUUGGGCUACGUGCUGGCAGAUGCCGGCUACGAUGUGUGGAUCGGAAACAGCCGAGGGAACACCUGGUCCAAGAAACAUAAGACUCUGAGCCCAGAUCAUGAGGACUACUGGAGGUUUAGCUAUGACGACAUGGCUCUGAAGGAUCUCCCUGCGGUGAUCAACCACAUUCUGAAGGUGACAGGACAGGAACAGAUCUUUUACGUCGGACACUCCCAGGGAACCACAAUAGCAUUCAUAGCGUUCUCCACACUGCCGGAGCUCGCCAGUAAGAUUCGGCUGUUCUUUGGGUUGGCUCCUGUAGCGACCGUGGCGUUCACCGACAGCCCCAUGACCAAACUGUCUGUUCUGCCAGAAUGUAUGAUUUGGGAGCUGUUUGGGAAGCGGGACUUCCUGCCGCAGAGCAAGUACAUCAAGUGGUUGGCUGAACACGUGUGUGCAAAGAAAUUGCUGAGCGAGCUGUGUGGAAACCUCUUCUUCGUUCUCUGCGGUUUUGAUGAGAAGAACCUCAACAUGACUCGGACUCCAGUCUACACCACUCACUGUCCUGCUGGGACCUCUGUGCAGAACAUGGUCCACUGGUCGCAGGCAGUCCAUAAAGGGAAACUGAUGGCAUUUGACUUUGGACCAGAAGGAAACAUGAGGCAUUACAACCAGUCAACUCCUCCUGAGUUUCGGGUCCAGGACAUGAAGGUUCCCACUGCCCUGUUUUCUGGGGGCCAAGAUACUUUGGCAGACCCAAAAGACAUGGCUGUUCUUCUCACUCAGGUGUCCAACCUGGUCUACCAUCAGCAUAUUGAGCACUGGGAACAUCUGGAUUUUAUCUGGGGGCUGGAUGCUCCUGAGGUUAUGUUUCCGUCCAUUCUGAGGCUGAUGCAGGAACACCAUUAGAGACACACGGGACACAUAAUUCCUAACGGGGACCAGCAGAGUUCUGGAUGUGUGGACCGGAGGUCCAGAAGCCAGAUUUAAAUCUGGAAUGUUUUUUUUUUUUUUGCUUUGUUUUUAUAAGGAAUGCAGCACCAGGCUGUUGCAGAUGGAGACAACAGGUUUUCAGAAACAAAACAGCAGCAGAUUGUCUCAGUUUGAGUUCUGAUAUUUUCUUAUUUCUGUUCUACAGGUUCUCCCAACAAACAGAGAAAGAACAUGUAUUCUUUCAUCUCUGAAGUGGGUCCAGGCUCAAGGUUUUAGAACGACGAGCAGAGUUCAGUUUUCUAGUCCAGAACCAACUAAAAGCUCUGCCCAGGUUUCAUUAAUGGUCCAAAUGCAUAGGUUUUAUAUUCAACCAGCAGCUGACGGAUUAAAGACUGACACGCUGGCUGGACGGUUCUGAUGAAAGUGGCAGAAUCUGCAUAGGAACACUGAGUGUGGGGUUGGUAUUUCUGCAUGCUGAAAAAUCACAGAACGAUCCUAAGAUUUUAGUCAGAACUUCACCUGAUGUUUCUAGGUUUAUCAGAAACCAACGUCACCUGAUAGAAUAACUUUAAAUGCUAUAAUCAGACCUUUGGUUCAGUCUAAUUAUGUUCAGAUUAGACUGGUCUGAGUUUCCAACUCAAAUCUAGGUAAAACCUUUAGUGUGAAUUAAAGCUGUACAGCUGUGCAAAUGUGAAUUCUUUAUUUCAGAUAUUAAUUCAGAACCAUAUCAGAACUGGUUCCUUCCAGCAAAUCCUCUUUCAUGAGAAAUUCUGGACAUGUGGGUGAAGUUCUGAGCUUCACAGGUUCUGUUUGACCUAUCUGCUGUUUGUGAUCUCCAGCUAUGGACUCUACUGCUACUGCUCUGAUUUCCUGUUUGAAUUUCCAGCAAUAUUCUUAAAGACUUUGCACUGAGACCUGCAGGUGUUUGUUUUACCAUUAUCUGCUCAGAAACAGGAAGAACCAUGUUGUUCACAAUGAGCUGUGAAUUAAAGCUGCUGUUUCAUAUCCAUA